UGUUCCCACGGGAGCCUGGAGGAUCCAAAAAGCUUAACCCAUCACAAGCUGGUCCAUGCCUCCUCUGAGCGGGUUCUCUCCGACACCAAGACGCUAGCGGAGGAGAAUCUCCAAGACAACGAUGUCCUCCUGUUGGUUAAAAAGAGGGCACCGCCGCCAACACCAAAGAUGGCCGAAGUCUCUGCUGACGAGAAGCGGAAGCAGGAUCAGAAAGCGCCAGACAAAGACGCCAUUCUCAAGGCAACGGCCGGCCUUCCAGCCCGCAGCACGGACCGCACGGUGGCGCAACAUAACAUGAGAGACUUCCAGACUGAGCUCAGGAAGAUACUGGUGUCCCUCAUUGAAGUUGCCCAGAAGCUGCUGGCGCUGAACCCUGAUGCGAUUGAGCUGUUCAAGAAAGCCAAUGCCAUGCUGGAUGAGGAUGACGAGGAUCGGGUAGAUGAAGUCGCACUGCGGCAGCUGACGGAGAUGGGAUUCCCGGAGAGCCGAGCCGUGAAAGCCCUCCGCUUAAAUCACAUGUCGGUGACGCAGGCCAUGGAGUGGUUGAUCGAACACGCCGACGACCCCGCCGCCGACGCGCCUCUCCCAUGUGAGAAUUCCUCUGAGGCCGCCGGGGGUUUGGCCACGGGGGAAGCGGAGACGAAGCCAACUCUGGGGGCCGGCGCCGAGGACCCUAAGGAUGAACUCACAGAAAUAUUCAAGAAAAUUCGCAGGAAAAGAGAAUUCCGCCCAGACCCUCGAGCCGUCAUUGCAUUAAUGGAGAUGGGCUUCGAUGAAAAAGAAGUCAUUGAUGCGCUGCGAGUGAACAACAACCAACAAGACGCCGCUUGUGAGUGGCUAUUGGGUGACAGGAAGCCAUCGCCGGAGGACUUGGACAAGGGGAUCGAUACGACUAGCCCGUUAUUCCAAGCCAUUCUGGACAACCCUGUAGUACAGCUAGGCCUCACUAACCCCAAAACUCUGUUAGCUUUUGAAGAUAUGCUCGAAAACCCGUUAAACAGCACCCAGUGGAUGAACGACCCGGAGACGGGCCCCGUGAUGCUUCAGAUCUCUAGAAUUUUCCAAACCUUAAACCGCACGUAGGACACGUCUCGUUUUUUUUUUUUCGUUUACGCCAACACCAACGAGCUUAUUGCCUCUUGGACUUUUGGGGGAACUCGAAUAUGACGGGCAGGUCGGAUACCAAAAUCCCGCCCCCGUUUAAGGAGGGGCCCUAACCCAAAGUCACCUUACAAGAAUAUCAAGGGAUAUAGAUUGGCCUAAAACCGCAUUGCUGUUUAAAGGGAAAGUAAAACCUGUUUUCGGAUACUAUUUAUGUGAAUGAAUUGCUUUUUUUUUUUUUCUUUUUUUGUGUGAAUUUCCUUUAGGUUGGACGGCACUGAAAUGUAUUUAGGGUUAAUAGCAGUGUGAUUUUUCUUUUUUGCUUUACUAAAACCGCGCUGGACAAGACCACCAAAAUCGACUUAAGGUGGUACAGCAACCCCCCAGCAUGUUGUGAGCAAGCUGCCGGCUUAUGGGUUUGUUAGGAAUAGGCCCCGUGGCAACGUAAAACCAGAAUCAGUUAUUUAUUCUACCGAUUUUAUAUGGUUUUAACCCCCAGCGAUGAAUAAUAAGAUUUUAGUUGGCCGCGCUCCCGCCGGGAACGGCAGAUUCUUAAUAUUUUUAGUUUUUAUUUGGAUUAUUUUGCCGGGACACAUUCAGGAAAGGUUCUAUUGGGGAAGGCGGCGUAUGAAUCCGUUCUCCUUCCUUACCAAUGCACAAGUACCGAGUUCUUCCUCAGAAAGAAACUUUUUACAUUCUGCAACUGCGCCGACCUUGGUAUGGCUACUCCCAAGUGUUCUCCCUAUGCGUGUUACAUGGAAAUAAAACCUCUUUAUGCAAA
Xenopus tropicalis (tropical clawed frog) is the source of this 1882-nucleotide messenger RNA. It is a transcript of the gene ubac1, whose product is annotated as UBA domain containing 1. Gene Ontology annotation, cellular component: cytoplasm. The record is from RefSeq and is marked provisional. Gene Ontology annotation, biological process: protein ubiquitination. NCBI's taxonomy places the organism in Eukaryota, Metazoa, Chordata, Amphibia, Anura, Pipidae.